UGAACAUGUGACGUCACGCAUAGAGUGACGUCCAUACCCUUGCAUCAAGAUGUUUAAAUUACUUAUGGCGCUACACAUCGCAAUAUCGUGAGGUGAAUGGAGUAGAAAUGAUUACGUGCAACGAACAUCAUUGAAGAAUUUUUAUACCUAUCACCAAGAAAUUAAUAUGCACAUGGUUGUUGCCGUUCUUUCUUUGACAAGUCUCAUAUCGACUCAUUGCAUACAAAGAAGUUAUUUUUGUCAAGAUGGGUAUUUUCCCUGUAACGGUUCUGAUGUUUGUGUUCCAAGAGAAAGUAUCUGUGAUGGAAAAAAAGACUGUGAAAAUGGUUCCGAUGAAACAGACUGCAAAGAUGAAAAUAAAAGAGAAUAUUACAAUAAUUUAUUUAGAAAAAGACCCGAUGAAGAUCGACAUACAAAAAUUAAAACCUGUGAUAUGAUAAUCCGACCAAUUGAAUGUCAAUGUUCUGAAAAAAGUUUAUUUUGCAACUUAAAGAAUUUUCAUGCUGUGCCUUUAAAUCUUUCAGAAGAUUUGCAAAUGUUGGAUCUAGCUGGAAAUAAAUUGGACUCAAUAGACGGAGACCAUUUUCCACAAUUACCACAACUCCACACAUUAUUAUUAAGCAAAUCAGAAAUCACUCAAUUAAGUGAAGGUGCUUUUAAGAAUUUAACUGCAUUAGAAAAGCUAUAUUUGAUUGGUAACAAUCUGGAAAGCAUCCAAAACAACGUGUUUACUACUAAUAGAAGAUUAAACUAUCUCGACCUGUCUCACAAUCCAUUAGUUUUGCUGAAUUCGUUUUCUUUCCAAGGUCUGGAAGCUCUCACUGAAUUAAAUUUAAGACAUUGCCUUCUAGAAACGUUACCGGAUGGAGUUUUCGAUCCAUUAAUACGAUUGGAACGCUUAUCACUCUCUAAGAAUAAAUUAUAUAGUAUAGAAAAGAAAAUCUUUCAAAAUAAUGGACAUUUGAAGCUUCUAUCAUUAGAUGGAAACAAAUUGAAAUAUCUAAACGAAAACAGUUUUGGUACUAUUCCAUCACUUAAAAAACUAGAACUGAGAAAUAAUCGCAUUAAAACUAUAGCAUCAUCUACAUUCGAUGGCUUAUCAUCAUUAAUAUCUCUUGAUUUAAGUGAAAAUCCCUUUGAAGAAUUAUCACCGAGUAAUUUUGAAAAUUUAACUUGUUUAGAAUACAUCUAUUUUCAGGAUUUUCAAUUAUGCUCCUAUGCACCUAAAGUACGAAUAUGCCAUCCAAGAAGUGACGGAAUAAGUAGUCUUGAGCAUUUACUUGAUAAAGUAAUUCUGAGAUUUUCGGUGUGGACUAUGGCAUCGGUAGCAUGCAUCGGAAAUUUCUUUGUGCUAAUGAGUCGGGUUCUUUUGAAAGAGCCCAAUGAAAUCCAUUCGUUUUUUAUCAAGAAUUUAUCGUUGGCUGACUUAUUAAUGAGUAUCUACUUAUUUAUCAUUGCAAGUCAGGAUGUUAUCUUCAGAGGAAAAUAUAUGCUAUACCAACCUCAAUGGAAAAAAAGUUGGUUGUGCCGAUUUUCUGGUUUUCUUAGCACUUUAAGCAGUGAAGCUUCAGUUUUAGUGCUUGCAGUAAUCACUCUCGAUCGGUAUGUGUCUAUAUGCUAUCCCCUUUCCGUACAAAGAAGAAACUGGACAAUUGCUCUGCUUUAUAUGGUUUUAGUAUGGUCUACAGCAGUUCUAUUAGCAGCUAUACCACUUUCUGAAGUUGCAUAUUUCGGUGAAAAUUUCUACAGUAAUAAUGGUAUGUGCCUACCAAUUAAUAUUCAUCGUCCGUAUGCCGAUGGUUGGGAAUAUUCCACAUUUAUAUUUUGUGGAAUUAACAUGAUUGCGUUUAUAAUAAUUGUGUAUGCCUAUAUUAGCAUGUUCUUCAGCAUUUCUCGCUCAAAAAGCGGACUUCGAUCGACUCAACAACAACAAGAUAGAGCGAUUGUGAAAAGAUUUGCUUUCAUCAUAGGAACAGACUUUAUUUGUUGGGUUCCUAUAAUAAUCAUUAAAUUGAUUUCAUUUACAGAUGUUCCAAUUCCUACAGAUCUUUAUGCAUGGAUAGCAGUUUUCUUUUUGCCUGUUAAUUCUGCACUGAAUCCGAUUCUUUAUACGUUAACAACAAAAUUGUUCAGGCAAAGAAUGGCUAAAAUGGUUCGAGGAUACCGUCCAUCAAGCGAAUUAUCUGGAAUUUCCUUAUCUUCAUUUUUCCAUCACAGAAGUUCUAAAAAAACAUAUAUUACUACGAUGUCCGAUAACGAUCAAAGUUUUACAAGUAAAUCAUCUCAGUUAAGCAGAAAAACGAGUCCGAAAAGUGGAGUCAAUGGUUUUCCAUCUCCUCAAGCAGUUUAAUUAUUUCAAUAGUAAAAUAAAUUACGCACAAUGUACAGAAGAUUUAAGGAAAAAGAAAGAAAAAAAUUUAAAUUUUUAUGAUAGAAAAGUAGUGAUUAGAA
Molecule: messenger RNA, 2451 nt
Organism: Centruroides sculpturatus (bark scorpion)
Lineage: Eukaryota; Metazoa; Arthropoda; Arachnida; Scorpiones; Buthidae
Product: relaxin receptor 1-like
Exons: 17
Coding region: 167-2350 (727 amino acids)
Biological process (GO): G protein-coupled receptor signaling pathway
Cellular component (GO): membrane
Molecular function (GO): G protein-coupled receptor activity; protein binding
Source: RefSeq, a predicted model, not a curated record